CAAAAUGCAGAGAUCCAGUAUAAUCUUUACAAAGCAGAAUAAAGCAGUGUCAGCGCACAAAUGGAACUAGAGUUAAAAAUACACCUGCAUACAUACAGUCAAUUGAUUUUUUUUUUACAAAGGUGCCAAAGCUAUUCAAUGGGAGCAGAAAAAAUUUUCAACAAAUGAAAUACUUUGUGCUGUAACAAUUAGAAGUAAAAAAUGAAACAUUGACCCCCUACCUCAUAGCACAACAAAAUUAAUUUGAAAUUAUCAUAGACCUAAAUGUCAAAGAAAUAAAAGACAAAGAAUACCUUAAUGACCUAGGAGUAGGCAAAGAUUUAUUAGAAGACACAAAAAGCAGUACACAGAGAAAAAACUGGUUUGGAUUUCACCAAAACAAACUUUUGCUCAAGACACCUUUAAGAAAAUUAAACGGUAAAUCACAGACUAGGAGAAGACAUUUGGGAUACAUAUAUUUGACAAUGGGCUUGUUUCCAGAAUAAAUAAAUAAACCUGUAAAUCCAUAAUACAAACAAAAACCACUCAGGCAAAACCGAGGAGCAAAUGCUUCACACACCAAAAAAAAAAAAAAGAUAAGUGGCCAAUAAGUACAUGAGAAUGUGCCCAACAUCAUUAAUUAUCGAGGAGUUAAAAAUUAGAACCACAAUACACCAAGUUACAUAAACAAGAAAACUGGCCAGGGUGUGUAUUUACUGGGUGUGUAUCUAGUUCCUUCCUGUUACUCUACGGGUGGGAAUGCAAGUGGUAAGGAUCUGGGAAAACAGGUGGCAGUUUCCUGUGAAGUUAAACAUACGCCCACACAACCCGGGGGAAGCGGUUCCACUGUAAACGUUUUUGAAAACUCAGAAUUGUACCCUUCAAAUCUGUGCACUUUAUUUAAUCUAAACUUUACCCCUAUAUUAGCAAAACAAAAAAAUAAGAUAAAAUGAGAAUCAAAAAAGCAAUCCCCUCGGGUCCCCACAGGUGGGAAAAGCAGGGAGCUGGAGAGGAAAGGGAAACCGCGUGGGGAAGGCGGAGCGGGGAGGCUGCGCCCUGGUGUUGCCCUGCCCCUCUCCGCUAGUUGCGGUUUCGAUUUCCCCGGCAGCUCUGCCUCUCCCCGCCGGCAUCCUGAAAAAGCGCCUCCUGCUCGCUGUGCGCUUUAAAAGUGGGGCGCUGGUGAGGAGGGCCUUUGCGGGAGCCCAGCUGCAGGCAUGACGGCCGAGGAGCGGCGGAAUCUGCACGCCUUCCGGGACUAUGUCACCAAGAUUCUGGACCCUACCUACAUCCUGAGCUACAUGGCCCCCUGGUUUAAGGAGGAUGCGGUGCAGUAUAUUCAAGCUGAGAAAAACAACAAGGGUGUGAUGGAGGCUGCUACACUUUUUCUCAAGUUCCUAUUGGAGCUCCAGGAGGAAGGCUGGUUUCGGGGCUUUUUGGAUGCUCUUCACCAUGCAGGUUAUUCUGGACUUUAUGAAGCCAUUGAAAGUUGGGAUUUCCACAAAAUAGAAAAGUUGGAGGAACACAGAUCGCUUUUAAGGCGUUUGCAACCAGAAUUUAAAACCAGAAUUAAUCCAAAUGAUAUCCUUCCUGAACUAUCUGAAUGUUUAAUUAAUCAGGAAUGUGAAGAAAUUAGACAGGUUUGUUCCAACAAGGGGCCGAUGGCAGGUGCAGAGAAAAUGGUUGAGUGCCUUCUCAGAUCAGACAAGGAGAACUGGCCCAAAUAUUUGAAACUUGCUUUGGAGAAAGAAGAGAGCAAUUUUAGUGAACUGUGGAUUAUAGAGAAAGGUGCAAAAGAGGAAACGAAAGAGCUUGAGGAUGGGGAAAUAGAAACUUCCGACGUACAGAUUUUCUACAAGGAAGAACCAGAAUGCCAGAAUCUUAGUCAGAAUUCAUGUCCACCUGCAGAAGCAUCUUGUACUCAGAGCCCAAUUAAGCCAAGAAAUUACCAACUAGAGCUUGCUCGUCCUGCUUUAGAAGGAAAAAACACAAUAAUAUGUGCUCCUACUGGUUGUGGGAAAACCUUUGUUGCACUUCUCAUAUGUGAACAUCAUCUUCAGAAAUUUCCGCGAGGACAAAAGGGGAAGAUUGUGUUUUUUGCUAAUCAACUCCCAGUGUAUGAACAGCAGAAAUCCGUCUUCUUAAAAUAUUUUGAAAGACAUGGGUACAAAAUUGCAGGCAUUUCUGGAGCCACAGUUGAGAAUAUCUCAGUGGAUCAGAUUGUUGAGAACAAUGACAUCAUCAUUUUAACUCCACAGAUUCUUGUGAACAGCCUUAAAAAUGGGACUAUUCCAUCACUCUCUGUCUUUACUUUGAUGAUAUUUGAUGAAUGCCACAACACCAGCAAACUCCAUCCUUACAAUGUGAUCAUGUUUCAUUAUCUAGAUCAGAAACUUGGAGGAUCUUCAGACCCACUGCCCCAGGUCAUUGGGCUGACUGCCUCGGUUGGCGUUGGGGAUGCCAAAAACACAACGGAAGCCACGGAGUAUAUCUGCAAGCUGUGCGCUUCUCUUGACACAUCAGUGGUGGCAACAGUCAAAGACAACUUGGAGGAACUGGAGGAGAUUGUUUAUAAGCCCCAGAAGUGUAAGUGAGAUCCAGUAACAAGCCCUUUAGACUCUGUAAUCCUCUACUAUUCCUAGUUCAGAGCCAUUUGAAUGGACACUAAAUUUUUACACUUUCUCUGUUUAGUAGAAACUAUUUAACCCCAAACAUGGAAAAUAAUCA
Molecule: messenger RNA, 2703 nt
Organism: Myotis brandtii (Brandt's bat)
Lineage: Eukaryota; Metazoa; Chordata; Mammalia; Chiroptera; Vespertilionidae
Gene: RIGI
Product: DEAD (Asp-Glu-Ala-Asp) box polypeptide 58
Exons: 9
Coding region: 1194-2570 (458 amino acids)
Cellular component (GO): cytoplasm
Molecular function (GO): double-stranded RNA binding; zinc ion binding; single-stranded RNA binding
Source: RefSeq, a predicted model, not a curated record